AGCUUUGAUCUCACUUUAUAUUUAUUGGCGGGAAUGGACUAACUCAACCAUACCCCACGAGUUUUCCAUUUCGAUCUUGGCUAACACACUUUUUUCCUUCAAAGUCCAACAAUGGAAGAACUGGAGCUUGCUUCUUCAGGUUCUCGUUUGGAAAAAGGACAAACAACAUCAUCUUUUAAGAUGGAUCAACAAAAAGAUUCAAAAUCAAACCAAAUGGAGAGUGUUUCCUUCUUUGGCUUGUUUGCUGCAGCUGAUUCAGUCGACUAUGUGUUAAUGUUCCUAGGAAGUGUUGGUGCUUCUGUUCAUGGUGCUGCUCUGCCUCUCUUCUUUGUUUUGUUUGGUCGCAUGAUUGAUUCUUUGGGACAUCUUAAUAGGGAUCCUCACAAAUUGUCAUCACGGGUUUCUGAGCAUGCUUUGUACUUGGUAUAUCUUGGACUUCUUGUUAUGGUAUCAGCUUGGAUGGGUGUUGCAUUCUGGAUGCAAACCGGUGAGAGGCAAACGGCUCGGUUGCGCUUAAAUUACUUGAGGUCAGUGCUAAAGAAGGACAUUAAUUUCUUUGACAAUGAAGCCAGAGAUGCUAAUAUCAUUUUCCACAUCUCGAGUGAUGUAAUUUUGGUACAAGAUGCAAUAGGCGACAAGACAGGCCAUGCCAUACGUUACCUAUCCCAAUUCAUUGUUGGAUUUGGCAUUGGAUUCACAUCAGUGUGGCAGCUCACACUACUCACCUUGGCUGUUGUUCCAUUGAUAGCUGUAGCAGGAGGAGCUUAUACAAUUAUUAUGUCUACUCUCUCAGAAAAGGGUGAAGCAGCAUAUGCUGAAGCUGGCAAGGUGGCAGAAGAGGCAAUAUCUCAAGUGCGCACCGUUUACUCAUUUGUAGGAGAAGAGAAAGCGGUUGGCACAUACUCUAAGUCACUUGACAAAGCUCUUAAGAUGGGGAAGAAGAGUGGUUUUGCAAAAGGAAUUGGUGUUGGUUUUACAUAUGGCCUAUUGUUUUGUGCUUGGGCAUUGCUUCUAUGGUAUUCUAGUAUACUUGUGAGGCAUCACAAGACAAAUGGAGGGAAAGCAUUUACAACUAUCAUCAAUGUCAUCUUUAGUGGAUUUGCGCUUGGCCAAGCUGCUCCAAGCCUUGGUUCCAUUGCUAAAGGGCGUGCUGCCGCAGCGAAUAUCAUGAACAUGAUUGCGUCUGCUUCGGACGUGGCAAAAAGGUUGGAUGAUGGCACUGUUCUGCAACAAGUGGAAGGGAGAAUUGAAUUCUCUGAGGUCUGCUUUGCUUACCCUUCAAGGUCCAAUAUGGUCUUUGAAAAUUUGAGCUUCUUAGUCAGUGCUGGGAAGAGUAUAGCAGUUGUUGGUCCUAGUGGUUCAGGAAAGAGCACAAUCAUUUCCAUGAUUCAACGAUUUUAUGAUCCUACUUCAGGUAAGAUCCUGUUGGAUGGAUAUGACUUAAAGAAUCUUCAAUUGAAAUGGUUGAGAGAACAGAUGGGACUGGUAAGUCAAGAACCAGCACUAUUUGCCACAACAAUAGCUGGCAACAUUUUAUUUGGAAAAGAAGGUGCUGACAUGGAUCAAAUCAUACAAGCUGCCAAGGCUGCAAAUGCUCAUUCCUUCAUUGAAGGAUUACCUGAUGGUUAUAAUACUCAGGUUGGAGAAGGUGGCACCCAACUUUCUGGAGGACAGAAGCAGAGAAUUGCUAUAGCUAGAGCAGUUCUCAGAAACCCAAAAAUAUUGCUUUUAGAUGAAGCCACCAGUGCUCUAGAUGCUGAAUCAGAACUCAUAGUGCAGCAGGCAUUGGAAAAAAUAAUGUCAAACCGGACAACAAUAAUUGUUGCGCAUAGAUUAUCUACCAUACGCGAUGUAGAUACAAUUAUUGUGUUGAAGAAUGGUCAAGUUGCUGAGAGUGGUACUCAUUCAGAACUGAUGCUGAAAAAUGGGGAUUAUGUGAGUCUGGUGAGCAUGCAGGAAUCACAGAAUUUCACACACUCUAGCUCAAUAUCACGCUCUGGAAGUUCAAGGAACUCUAGCUUUAGAGAACCUUUUGACAGUAGGAACUAUCAAGAUGUGAAUACAGAAAGAGAGCUUCAGUCAAGUGAUCAAGGCAUGCCAUUGAACGCGGCUUCUGUUCCAUCCAUUUUGGACUUACUGAGACUGAAUGCUCCAGAGUGGCCUUAUGCAGCACUUGGUUCAAUUGGUGCCAUUCUGGCUGGAAUGGAGGCUCCUCUCUUUGCCCUUGGAAUCACACAUAUUCUAACUGCAUUUUACUCUGGUUCUAAAAUCAAGCAAGAAGUUGAUCGGAUAGCGAUAGCAUUUGUCGGAUUGGCUGUUAUAACUAUACCUAUUUACCUAUUGCAACAUUACUUUUAUACUCUGAUGGGAGAGCGCCUCACUGCCCGUGUGCGCUUAUUAAUGUUCUCAGCUAUCCUUACAAAUGAGAUCGCAUGGUUCGACUUGGAUGAGAACAACACUGGUUCAAUAACAGCCAUGCUAGCUGCAGAUGCAACAUUAGUAAGAAGUGCUCUAGCUGACAGAAUCUCUACCAUUGUGCAAAAUGUAGCUCUCACCGCAACAGCAUUUGCCAUUGCCUUCACACUCAGUUGGAAACUCACUUGUGUGGUUGUAGCAUGCCUCCCCCUACUCAUAGGGGCUUCUAUCACAGAGCAACUGUUUCUCAAGGGAUUUGGAGGAGACUAUAGUCAUGCAUACUCUAGAGCAAUUUCUUUGGCACGGGAAGCUAUUGCCAACAUACGUACCGUGGCUGCUUUUGGAGCAGAAGAUCGUAUCUCAAUUCAGUUUUCCUGCGAGUUGAACAAGCCCAACAAGCAAGCACUUUUAAGAGGCCACAUAUCAGGUCUCGGCUAUGGUGUUACACAGCUGUUUGCUUUCUGUUCCUAUGCGCUUGGACUUUGGUAUGCAUCCCUUUUAAUCAAGCAGAAGGACUCAAAUUUCGGGGAUGUCAUGAAAUCCUUCAUGAUCUUGAUCAUCACUGCCCUGGCAAUAGCAGAAACACUAGCUCUUACCCCAGACAUCGUGAAGGGAUCGCAAGCGUUAGGAUCAGUUUUCAGCAUUCUCCAAAGGAGAACAGCAAUAAGCCCCGACAACCCCAACUCCAAGAUGGUAACCGAUAUCAAAGGAGAUAUAGAGUUUAGAAAUGUGUGCUUCAACUAUCCAAUGAGACCUGAUAUCCCCAUAUUUCAGAACUUAAAUCUCAAAGUCUCCGCAGGAAAGAGUCUUGCAGUAGUAGGACAAAGUGGUUCGGGGAAGAGUACUGUGAUUUCUCUGGUAAUGAGAUUUUAUGACCCCAUUUCUGGGUCUGUUCUAAUCGAUGAAUCUGAUAUCAGAAGCCUAAACUUGAGAUCCUUAAGGCUGAGAAUAGGAUUGGUUCAGCAAGAGCCAGCUUUGUUUUCAACUACACUUUACGAAAACAUCAAGUAUGGAACUGAGGAGGCAUCAGAGAUAGAGGUAAUGAAAGCAGCAAGAGCAGCUAAUGCUCAUGAAUUCAUUAGUAGAAUGCCAGAUGGGUACAGAACUCAAGUUGGUGAAAGAGGGGUGCAGUUAUCAGGAGGACAGAAACAAAGGGUGGCUAUUGCUAGAGCUAUUCUGAAGAAUCCAUCCAUUCUUCUAUUGGAUGAGGCGACAAGCGCGCUCGACACGGUGUCAGAGAGGCUUGUCCAAGAGGCUCUUGAUAAACUUAUGGAAGGAAGAACUACAAUUUUGGUAGCUCACAGGUUGUCAACUGUUAGAGAUGCAAACAACAUUGCAGUGCUGCAAAAUGGGAGGGUUGCUGAAAUGGGGAGCCAUCAGAGGCUGAUUUCAAAACCAGGAAGCAUCUACAAGCAAUUGGUUAGUCUACAGCAAGAGAAGCAUGGCCAAGGCCAUUAAUGGAUUCAUGUAUAUCUUUUACGUAAAUAUAUAUUGAUAUCUUCAAUUCAAAGUAUAGUGUGACUGCUGUAUGUAACUUAAAUUGAGGCAUGGCAUAUAUGUGAUUGCCGAGCAUGCCUAAGAAAAAAAAAAUCAAACAAUGAAACUGUUGAUUGAUACACACGAAGUUUAAGAUAAAAUUCAAUGCUUA
Arachis duranensis is the source of this 4063-nucleotide messenger RNA. RefSeq names its product ABC transporter B family member 13-like. The transcript has 10 exons. Bases 112 to 3873 code for a protein of 1253 amino acids. Gene Ontology annotation, cellular component: membrane. Lineage: Eukaryota; Viridiplantae; Streptophyta; Magnoliopsida; Fabales; Fabaceae. Gene Ontology annotation, biological process: transmembrane transport. Gene Ontology annotation, molecular function: ABC-type transporter activity; ATP binding; ATP hydrolysis activity. The record is from RefSeq and is a predicted model, not a curated record.